This is a messenger RNA of Aspergillus chevalieri, 618 nucleotides long. Its product is annotated as aminoacyl-tRNA hydrolase PTH2. The transcript has 2 exons. Lineage: Eukaryota; Fungi; Ascomycota; Eurotiomycetes; Eurotiales; Aspergillaceae. Gene Ontology annotation, cellular component: cytosol; mitochondrion. Gene Ontology annotation, molecular function: peptidyl-tRNA hydrolase activity. Bases 1 to 618 code for a protein of 205 amino acids. The record is from RefSeq and is a predicted model, not a curated record.
AUGGCCGAACUCGAACGCCUCCCUCCCUCCACAACCGCGUACGUGAUUGCAACCGCCAUCCUCGCCGGCGUGACAGGCUACUUCGUCGGGCAAGGGUCCUCGCUCCGACUCUUCUCGGGUGAAAAAGAAGGAUGGCCGAAUAGCUACAAUGUGAAGGUUCAUAAGGAUUCGUCGGAUGAAGACUACGAGGACAACGAAGAAGAAGAUGAAGAGGAUAGUGAGGAAGAAGAGCAGGGCGAAUUGGGCAAUUUCGGCGACGAGGAAGAGGUUAAGCUGGUUCUUGUUGUCCGGACGGAUUUGGGUAUGACCAAGGGUAAAAUCGCCGCCCAAUGUUCCCACGCAACCCUCGCCUGCUACAAAUACUUCCUCUCGCAUGCCCCUGAAUCCCCCAUCUUGCGCCGCUGGGAACGCGAAGGACAAGCCAAGAUUGCCUUACAGAUUAAAGGAGAGGAUGAGUUGCAGCUGCUCCAGGCGCAGGCGAUUAGCCUUGGUCUCUGUGCGCGUGUGAUCCAGGAUGCUGGACGGACGCAGAUUGCGAGUGGGAGUCGGACAGUGUUAGGUGUUCUGGGGCCGAAGAGUGUGGUUGAUAAUGUGACGGGGCAUUUGAAGUUGUUGUAA